This is a messenger RNA of Pneumocystis jirovecii RU7, 1020 nucleotides long. RefSeq lists its product as uncharacterized. Gene Ontology annotation, biological process: ceramide biosynthetic process. The record is from RefSeq and is a predicted model, not a curated record. Bases 1 to 1020 code for a protein of 339 amino acids. The transcript has 5 exons. Gene Ontology annotation, molecular function: sphingosine N-acyltransferase activity. Gene Ontology annotation, cellular component: membrane. Lineage: Eukaryota; Fungi; Ascomycota; Pneumocystomycetes; Pneumocystales; Pneumocystaceae.
AUGGAGGAUUUACAGUUUCAAAAAUCAUAUAUGAAACUGUUCAAGGGAUAUAUAAAGACAUAUUUAAGAUUUACAAAAAAAUAUACAUUUAUUGGGCUUUUGUUUCCUUUGGCAUUAUCAUAUGUGUCUUAUUUUCUACGAGGAAAAGGUUCUGAUGAUUUUCUAUAUCCUUUUUUAUUUUUAUCAUAUCCUAUUUCAAAUACAUUUCCAUUACAAUAUGAAAAGGGAUAUAAAGAUAUGUUUUUUGUCCUCUUUCAUAUUAUUACGUUUACAUUUUUAAGAGAUUUUCUGAUGAAUAUGUUGAUUAAACCUAUUGCUGAGAGAAUAAAUUCUAUUCUAUUUUUUUAUGUCUUCGAUCUUCGGAAUUGUGAAUAUAUUAUGUUUAAAACUCGAAUUUGGUAUUUUAAUGUUGACGCCUUCUAUGAUGACUAUCCACAUAAAACACAUACUGUAUAUUUUAAGGCAUAUUAUCUUUUGCAGUUUUCUUAUUGGGUCCAGCAAACAGUCAUUUUGAUUUUGAAACUUGAAAAACCAAGAAAAGAUUAUAAAAGAUUUCUAGUCCAUCAUUUUAUAACUCUUAUGCUUAUUGGUUUGAGCUAUCGGUUUCAUUUUACAUAUCUUGGACUAGCAGUGUUUAUUACCAUGGAUACUUCUGACGUAUUUUUGGCAUUAGUAAAGCUAAUGAAUUACACACAAUGCAAAGGGCAAGGUCCUGUUUUUGGAUUCUUUAUUUUUCUAUGGAUUUAUGGACGCCAUUAUUUGAAUACUGUUUUUCUUUAUUCUAUUCUUACUAGUUUUAAAACAAUUGGUCCAUAUGAACUUUCAUGGGAAAAAGGGCAUUAUAAGUGUUGGAUUAGUCAGAUCAUUAUAUUUGUGUUAUUACUUGCAUUACAAGUUGUGAAUAUCUGUUGGCUAGUUCUGAUUUUGCGCAUUGCAUAUUUUUUUGUUAUACAUGGUAAAGCUAAGGAUGAUAGAAGUGAUGAUGAUGAUGAUGAGUUUUCAAAAAAAAAAGAUGAGUAA